AUGGGGCGGGGCCCCACGGUUGCUCUCGCAGCGGCGGCGGCGGCGCUGCUUGUGUCGCUGCCGAUGCUGACGGUAUCGCUUCGGGCCGCGGACCCGUACGAGCAGGAGACCCGCCGGAUGUUCGUGGAGUGGAAGGCCAGGGUCAAGGAGACCUAUAGAUACGUCGGCGAAGAGGAGUGCCGGUACGCGGUGUUCAAGGAGACCCGCCGCCACGUCGCCCGCGCCAGAGCCGCCGGGGUGACCUCAUCUGGCCUCAACGGUUUCAGCGCCACCACCAUUGAGGAGUUCAACAACAUGUUCGGGGCCCGGAUGGGGGAGAAAUCGUAUGAGCAGGAGACCCGCCGGAUGUUUGUGGGGUGGAAGGCCAAGUACGGCAAGACCUACAGAGACGUCGGUGAGGAGGAGUGCCGGUACGAGUUGUUCAAGGGCAACCGCCGCGUCGUCGUCCGGCUCAACGCCGCCGCCGGGCAAAAUGUGUACGGCCUCAACCAAUUCGGCGACCUCACCAACGAGGAGGUCCGCGAACGCUGCUACCCGAAGAUGGAGGACCGAGAGCUGAGCGCCAGGUGCCAAGCCGACCCGGAAUCCGGCCAUGGGAGGCUGAUUCGGUACCAGGUUUGCCGGUGCAUUGCUACGGAACUGAAAGAAACAGAGUCUGGAGGUAGUGCCAUUCCUGGAGAUGGUCUGAUGGUCCUAUUGUUACAGCAGCUAAUGCAAAUGCAUGGGGUCUGA
Miscanthus lutarioriparius is the source of this 732-nucleotide messenger RNA. The record is from the annotation of a GenBank genome assembly. Lineage: Eukaryota; Viridiplantae; Streptophyta; Magnoliopsida; Poales; Poaceae.